UCACUGAAUACAUCUCUGUUAAGGUUUGUGCUGAAUAAGCAGUUUUGAUGUCUUUGGAUGUUUAAUUUCUUUAUUAAUGAAUCCCUUUGCAAUGAGACAGUUGCUAAGAAUUUGAGGGGAACAAUGCAAGGACCACACAGCACCUUCUUUAAUUCAUCCAUCAGAUGAACGUCAUGAAUCCCACCCACACAGUAAACAACAGGCUCAAACAUGAACCAUCACACGCCAAGUGUUUGCCAGUUUUACACAUCUGCCGUCUGAGACAUCCACUAAGUGUUACCAAAUGCUCCAGCCAGCAGGCUUAACGUCAUGUUUCAAAACUAAUUCAGCUGAGUCGAAGUGGUCUUACUUAGAAAAGCAAGACGACAGCGAUGAUGGUAAGCCAAACAGAGCACCGCAUGCUGCUCAGCGAGCGAGCCGUCAGAGGUAAUGAGAGCUUACCCUUUUUUCUUAGGAAAACAGGGAGGAAUACCUGCAAAGCUAGUGGAAAUGAGUCAUCCAGCGAAGUGCAAGGGAAAAGCUAUUAUCGUGAAUAUAUGUCAUGAGGGAUGUACAUUAAGUGAGAUAAAUACAGUACAUUUCAACUGUAUAUUCUUAGUAGAUGGAGGGUGAAUAAAAAGGUGCAAUUAUCAGCAGUUAUUGUUGUAGUUGGAAUUCUCAACUACAACAAACAUUAAGUUAGAAUUUUUUAAUCAUAUGCAGCAGCAGUGUGUGCUGGCCGUUUGUAGACUUUUAUGAUUUUAGUUGUUUUCUGUUAUGUAUUGUUCAUAGUUGAAGUCCAGAAGGGCAGGAAAAUGUUUUACCAAUGAAGGGCCCUGCUGUUGUCAGCUUUCUCUGGAAGGCUCAGCACCCACUAACACGGUUGUAAAUCAAGGAUGUUGUGGGAAAGAUUCAAUUUUCCGAGUUUACUAGACAAUAAAAGUUUCCAAGGAACACACGUGGAUAUGUGCUCCUGCUGGUGGGAGAGACCAGUUAAGGUAAUCCAUUGGGGGCAAACCCAGAAACUUGAUGCCACUGGCUCCCCAUUGACAUUUAAUAUGUUUCCAUUAAUCACACAUCUACUAGAAGUUCCUUUUUGAGGGGAUAGGAAAGUAACAAAUAGUUUUCAAUCACCUGCUUGCCCUGUGUCUAGUGUGGCUACAUAAAAAAGGGCAAACAAAUAAAUCCCUAAACAAAAUCACAAGUCCUGAAUUAUAUUGCAGAAUAUCUGACCAGUGUUUUGUGCCCAUUUCAACAUAUAAGCGGCAUUAAUUGGAGUAUUUAAAAAUGUUUGGCAUGGAAGGAAGAGAUAAACAUCCAGGUCAACACGUCUUGAGUCUGCACAAACAAAGGCAUAAACACGCCAAAAUUCUCUCCAAACGUGUAUUCUAACAAAUACAUAGACACAAGUACGAGUAGAAAACAGGAAAUCCAGACCCAUUACUGAGAAGACAUCACAGCUGGCCCGUAAUAGCAACAGCCAAACAAGGGAGUCCCCACUUCCUCUUACAUAUUCUGAGUAAGAAAGGGCUUGAGCAACUCUUAUUAGUUUUCUUAGACAGUCCCUUUUAAGGAGCUCACUUACACACGAGGCACAGUUACUCGUGCACAAACAUGCAUUAACUGUAUCCUCAUGGUGAUUGGUAUUACUGCCCAAGUUUUGGGAGGAAAUGCCAAAACUCUGUGCUUCAGAGCUGCCCCACCAGAAGUUCACACACACAUAAAUUCAGUCCAUUUUCAAUGCUUAACCUCUUCUCAUUUUAUCAUUAAGCAAAUAUCCUCUGUCCAGUCCUUAUCGUUCUCUCUCUCACUCUCUCUCUCUUGCUCUCUUGCCUUCCUCUACUCUCUCCUCCCACUCUAUCUGAUCUGUCUCCCCCAUUACCUCUUCCUGUCAGUGGGCAAGUUCACUGACAUAGACAACAGAGGUAAGUGCUGUCUUUUCUGUUCAACACUAGCUUCACGUCUUUUAAGUUUCUUUAUUUCUUUAUUUUUCCACCGUGGACAAAAGUCAUAGUUACAAUCUGUCCUCCAGGUCCUGUUAAUGCAAAAAGACAGCUCAUAGACUAUUUACUGCAGUUAGGAGAGUUGUUACAAGGUGUGUGUGUACUUUAACCACUGUCAUGUGAACCUGACAAAGUCCGGAAUCUUAUUUAACCUGGUCAUACACAAUUUGUGCACUUUUGAAUGAGUGUAUGUUUCAAAUCAGUACUUUCUGUUUAAAAAGGGAUCAAUAAAGUUCUGUCUAAGUCUAAGUCUAAGUAUAAAAUCUACAAUAGUACCUGUAUGUGUUACAGCCUUCUGUAAUAACAGUUUAAAUUCAAAGAGAGAUCAGGCAGAAACAGUUUUCAAACAAAACAGCAAACACCAUUGUCACAUAAAUUCAGGAUAAGAAUAAUACCUCCAAUCGGAUAUUGUAAACAAAUAACUUUUUUAAAUAAGUUAGAUUGCUUUUAUAUCUUGUAUAAACAUGUCCUAAAACAUUUAACCAUUUUCCAAAGUUCAAAUUGAGUUAAUCUUACAACUUUAGGUAACUAAUUCCAGUCCCUGUACUUUCAAAUAUUUUGUGGAUGAAAAAACAAACCCCACUAGAAUGAAUGAAUAACCUGGCAUGAGUUCAGACACCUUACAUCAUAAAUAAACCGUUACCCAGGGAUACAAAACAAAAACAACUGAACGCUACAUGGCCUGAAACAAACUUACACAUGCUGGGAUAUUUGUCACAUCUGGAAACAGGACAGACUAACCAACCUCUUUAUCUGUUUCCAAUGUGUCCCCACUUCCACCAUCCACCUCCUGGAAACCCUCUGGCCUCUACUUCCUGUCCGUCUGUCUGUCUUUUGCCACCCCCGCUCUCAGAGAUGAAAGAGAAGAACCCCUGGCACACGCCUGUGACCAUCAUCCUCACUGUGAUUGGCGUCAUAGCAAUUGUUACCUUGGUGACGGUUGCAGUUUUGCAGAACAAGCCCAUCCAACAAAAGUACAAGUAUGGCAUAGUACUGGAUGCUGGCUCUUCCCACACGGCUGUUUAUAUCUAUGAGUGGCCGGCAGAGAAGGAUAACAACACUGGAAGAGUUCAACAAAAAUAUUCCUGUAAAGUAAAAGGUAAAGGUAUCUCAAGCUAUGCAGAUGAACCACAGAAGGCAGGAGAAUCACUGAGAGAAUGUAUGUUUGAGGCCAAAAAGCAGGUUCCAAAGAACAGACAUGGCGAGACCCCUCUCUACCUAGGGGCAACAGCAGGAAUGAGACUGCUCAAUUUGGACGACAGUUCGGCAUCAAACAAGGUAUUUCAGGCUGUGGAGGAAGCCCUGCAACGCUUCCCAUUUUCCUUUCAGGGAGCGAGAAUAUUAAGUGGGCAGGAGGAGGGGGCCUUCGGCUGGGUCACUAUCAACUACUUAAGCGAUCGCCUCAAACAGGGUCUAGAAACCACAGGCGCUCUUGACCUUGGUGGGGCUUCAACUCAAAUUAGUUUUGUAUCUGACAGUUACAAUGGUUUGGAGUCACCCAAAAACUCUGUGAAUUUCAGACUUUACGGGAAUGACUACCAUGUGUAUACUCACAGCUUCCUGUGUUACGGGAAAGAUCAAGCUCUUGGGCUGGCGUUGGCACAUCAGACCAAGUCAGGUCCAAGAACAAUAACAGAUCCCUGUUUCCACCCAGGCUACACUCAGACAAAGAACUACUCAAUCCUCUAUGACAGCCCAUGCGUGUCAGAAAGGAAACCCCAGGAAGCUCCUCUCAGCUUCACUCUGUCAGGGAGUGGAAACUUUACAAAAUGCCAUGAAGUCAUCAAAAGUGUCUUUGACUUUACUUCCUGCAAUUAUAGCCGAUGCUCUUUCAAUGGAGUCUUCCAGCCAACGCCACAAGGGUCAUUUGGGGCUUUUUCUGCUUACUACUUUGUAAUGAAAUUCCUAAAUCUGACAGAUACAUCUACCUCUAUAGAGGUUGUGAGGGAAAAGCUAAUGGAGUACUGUGCAACCCCUUGGACUAAGAUAGUCAAACAGCAUCCAAAGGUAGACCAGAAAUAUCUCUCCGAGUACUGCUUCUCCGGCACAUACAUCCUUACCCUGCUGAUCGAAGGAUACAACUUCACCUCAGAGACCUACUCCAAAAUAGAAUUCAUCAAAAAGAUAAAAGGCAGUGAUGCAGGCUGGACCCUAGGCUACAUGUUGAAUUUGACCAAUAUGAUUCCUGCUGAAGCUCCGGAUUCGCCCCUUCUGCCACAUGCCGGCUAUGUCUCCAUAGUCACCAUCAUCGCAAUCCUGCUCUUCGCCCUCUUCAUCCUCAGCCUGCGUCCUGUCUGGCCCACUUGUUCCAAGCAGCCCCAAAUCGUAUGAAUCCGCAGAUGUACAUUAUGUAUGCAUAAACUUAUGUGCAAUGAAGGGAUUGUCUGUGAAGAUGUGUGUGUGUGUGUGUGUGUGUGUGUCGGUAUGCUGCUGCUAUUUUACCAAUCUAUGUGUAGGUCAAAGGUCAGCUGAAACUUCCAAACAGAUUACUGCAGCUCGUAGAGAUUCAUGGACUUCUCAGAAGGACAAAUGCCUUCUCUUCUCAACCCGGAGUGAGAGCUUCAUUUCGGGUUGAGGGAGGUUUUCUGCAUAUGAAUGUGUGUGUGAAAGCGUGUUUGAAUGUGCGUUUGAUUUUGAAUGCAUGCCUGAAUGUCAGCGAGAAUCCACAUCACUCCGCAUGUGUCUGUGUUUCCAAUUAUGAUGUGAAUAUAUACAGUAACUGUUUGAAUAAAUUAGACUAAGUUUAUA
Menidia menidia (Atlantic silverside) is the source of this 4730-nucleotide messenger RNA. The record is from the annotation of a GenBank genome assembly. Lineage: Eukaryota; Metazoa; Chordata; Actinopteri; Atheriniformes; Atherinopsidae.